Messenger RNA from Desarmillaria tabescens, 1662 nucleotides. RefSeq lists its product as uncharacterized. NCBI's taxonomy places the organism in Eukaryota, Fungi, Basidiomycota, Agaricomycetes, Agaricales, Physalacriaceae. The transcript is spliced from 9 exons. The record is from RefSeq and is a predicted model, not a curated record. Gene Ontology annotation, biological process: tRNA 3'-terminal CCA addition. Gene Ontology annotation, molecular function: ATP:3'-cytidine-cytidine-tRNA adenylyltransferase activity; RNA binding; CC tRNA cytidylyltransferase activity. The coding region runs from base 1 to 1662 and encodes 553 amino acids.
AUGGUCCAUCUCAAUGUCGCGCCUCCUCGCCGUGUUCAACUGCCAGCGGAUUUCAAGGUUGAGCUGACCGAAGGGGAAGACCGAUUAUGCACACUACUUGACGAAUGCACUCAGUAUCUGAAGGCGGAAAAAGGCAUCAGCACAUCGUGCCGGAUAGCAGGUGGCUGGGUACGAGAUAAAUUGCUUGGUUCCCAAAGCAAUGACAUAGAUAUUGCCCUAAUGGACAUGAUGGGAUAUCCUUUUGCUGAGCAUCUCGCCGCAUUCGCCAAUAGUCGUGGCAUCGAAACCGGAAGUAUCAGUAAAAUUGCACAGAAUCCUGAUCAGUCGAAACAUCUCGAAACGGCGACCCUGAAAAUACUAGGCCUGGAGCUCGACCUUGUCAACCUCAGGAGCGAGGAGUAUGCCACCAACAGUCGAAUACCUACCGGUGUGGCCUUCGGGACUCCUCUGCAAGAUGCCUUGCGACGUGAUAUCACUAUAAACGCACUGUUCUACAAUGUUCACAGUCGUUCCGUUGAAGAUUUCACGGGACGGGGCCUAGAUGAUCUCCGUCAAGGCACUAUUCGCACCCCUCUUCCGCCUCAGGAAACAUUUUUGGAUGAUCCCUUGCGCGCCUUGCGGUGCAUAAGGUUUGCCAGUAGAUUCGGCUUUGAAACAGUCCCAGAAGUUGGGGAGUGUCUUAAAAAGACACAAAUACAUAAUGCUCUUGUGUCGAAGGUGUCACGGGAACGCGUAGGAGAAGAAGUUUCGAAAAUGAUGAAAGGACACUCGCCUCUCCAUGCAAUUCAGCUUAUUAACGACUUUGAGCUUUACGACUCUAUAUUUUCUGCAGUACCGCGGGAAAUCAAACACGCUUUUUCUCGUACUCCUGAAAAGGUUAUACUGUCGUUACAGUGUACAGCCGUAUUGCGAGCUCUCAUAGAGCACCCCGAGUCGUCUCCUCUACCUCCUUUACACCGAACAUUACUAACGGCAGUAAAUAACGACGUGACCUGCAAAAGUCGAUUGUACCUUGCUUGUGCCAUCGCACCAUAUAUCGGUAUUACCUACGAAGAUAAGAAGAAGAAGACUUAUCCAGCCGCGUUCUCUGUCAUCCAUGAUUCGCUCAAAUUAGGGACACAAAAUCAUUACUCAGAUGGCAUACCUGCGCUUUUCGCUGCCUCAGAUCUCUUGAAGUCUCUGAGCUUAGAUGAUGAACGGUUCAAGACAAAGCCUGAGAGAGUGGCAAUUGGUAUGUUACUGCGUCAGAAGCCGAUUCACAAUCCGAGCACGGGGUCACACUGGACUAGCUCAAUACUGUUUUCUCUCGUACGAGAACUGGGGCCUCUGUAUGAUCCCUCGUCAGAUAUUAUAGACGCAGAGGAAGCCGAGAGAAUAAUAUAUAUCUACAAUAAGUUUCUAGCUCGAAUCGAAGAGCUUGACUUGUUGGGGGCUGCAGAUGCAAGGACGCUUCUAGAUGGACGAGACGUUGUGAAGAUCCUUGAUGCUAAACCUGGCCCCUGGACGGGGCAGGUCCUUACACAAGUGAUGGAAUGGCAACUCGAACAUCCAGAGCAGACGAAGGAAGAUUGCACAGCAUGGCUAACGCAUGCACAUUCAAUGGGUCUGGUUCGAACCGAUUUCUCUGGAGAACCCCUUCGGAAAAAAGCAAGAACAGCUUGA